AAUUUCUCAACAGUCAAAGCAAGCGGACGCGCAGUAUCGCAGUAGACUUGGAUAUACCUCAAAAAAAAAAACACACACACAAAACAAAACAGCUGAAAAUAUUUAAGCACUUGUGUACUUAAAACGUUCCUCAAUUUAAAAAUAACAAUUAUAAAAUAAAUAAGUAAAAAACAAACACAAAAUGACUGGACGCCGCGUUACUUUAAACACACGCGUCUCACGCGCCUCAACAUCGACGCCCGUUGGCGGUGCCUCGAGCUCGGGUCGAAUGGGUGGCGCCACCAGCCCCACUAGCCCCACGCGCACCACCCGCAUCCAGGAGAAGGAGGAGUUGCAGCAUCUGAAUGAUCGUCUCGCCUGCUACAUCGAUCGCAUGCGACACUUGGAGAACGAGAAUGGCAGACUCACACAGGAGUUGCAUUUGGCACAAGAAACCGUCAACCGGGAGACAUCCAACGUGAAGGCCGUCUACGAGCGGGAGUUGGCAGCGGCACGCAAACUGCUCGAUGAGACGGCCAAGGAUAAGGCCAAGCUCGAGAUCGAUAUUAAGCGCUUGUGGGAGGAGAAUGAUGAUUUGAAGCAAAGACUCGACAAGAAAACUAAAGAGGCCACCGUGGCUGAGAACAAUGCACGCCUCUAUGAAUCUCGUUACACCGAAGUGAAUGGCAAAUAUAAUCAGGCACUUACCGAUCGCAAGCGGGCCGAGGAUCAGGCCAAGGAGCUGGCGGUCGAGAAUGAGCGAUUGCGUCGCCAGCUGGAGGAUCUGCGCAAGCAGCUCGAGGCGGAGACAUUGGCGCGCGUCGAUCUGGAGAAUCAGAACCAGAGUUUGCGCGAGGAGCUCGCCUUCAAGGACAAUUUGCACUCACAGGAGCUGACAGAGACGCGUUCGCGUCGCCAGAUCGAGAUCAGUGAGAUCGAUGGCCGUCUGUCCAAACAGUAUGAGGCAAAGUUGCAGCAAUCGCUGCAGGAGCUCCGUGAUCAGUACGAGGGUCAAAUGCGCGUCAAUCGCGAGGAGAUCGAGAGCCUGUACGACAAUGAAAUACAGAAUCUCAAGGCAGCUGCCGCUCGUGCCGCUCAAGGUUCGUUGCAUGCCACGGAGGAGGUGCGUCUCAUGCGCACCAAGAUCGAUGGACUGCACAACAAAGUGCAGGAGCUGGAGAACACCAAUGCUGUUCUAAAUGCACGCAUCCGUGAGCUGGAGAACCUGUUGGACGCGGAACGUCAGCGUCAUAAUCAGUAUAUUGCUUCCUUGGAGGCAGAUCUGCAGCGUAUGCGUGAUGAGAUGGCCCAGCAACUGCAAGAGUACCAGGAUCUGAUGGACAUUAAGGUGUCGCUGGAUCUGGAAUUGGCUGCGUACGACAAGCUGCUGUGCGGCGAGGAGCGUCGCCUGAACAUUACCUCACCGUCUCGGGGCGCCGGCACCGAUUCGGGCAUCUCCAGCAAUGGCACCCAUUUGAGCGCCAGUGGCGGUUCCCGCUCUGGCCGUGUUACGCCCAGCGGACGCCGAUCAGCCACGCCCGGCAUAUCUGGUUCGGGUGCCGUGAAACGUCGUCGCACCGUGAUCGAUGAGAGCGAGGAUCGGACGCUGUCGGAGUACUCGGUGAAUGCGGCCGCCAAGGGCGAACUGGAGAUCAUCGAGGCAGACACCGAGGGACGUUUCAUCAAGCUGCACAACAAGGGCACCGAGGAGAUCAAUCUAACUGGCUGGCAAUUGACACGCAUUGCCGGCGAUGAGGAGCUCGCAUUUAAGUUCUCGCGCGGCUCAAAGGUGCUGGGUGGUGCCACAGCAACCAUUUGGUCUGUGGAUGCGGGCACCGCUCAUGAUCCACCUACAAAUUUGGUCAUGAAGAAGAAAUGGCCGGUGGCAAACUCAAUGCGAUCGGUGCUGACCAAUGCCGACAAAGAGGUGAGAGUCUUGUCGAUAUACAACACAUGCGGCACUUGUGACAUCUGCCGGCACUGCAAGCAUCUCGAGUUUGUGCUCGACCAGAUGUUGCCAGCUACGACCGUGUCCGUGAUAACGUUUCCAGUCAUGUCUCGCGGCAUCGCAGCAGUGGAACACCCAGUACCGGUUUUACCCUCGGUUCCGGAGCUGGAUCUGCUGGAGUAAGAAGCCUCUUUUCGCUGCUCUUCUAAGGACUCACACAACACAUACACAAACACUCUCUCACACACACACACACACACACAGAGAAGACUCAAGCACUCACCACAAAAAAAAGAUGUUCUAGUUUAGAAGUUGAAAGCGUAAUUCACACGUGCAAUACACAUUCACACAUCAAAUUGUGCUCUUUUGAUGCAUAUCACACUUAAUUGCAAGUUAAUAAAUGUACAACAACAA
This is a messenger RNA of Drosophila grimshawi, 2341 nucleotides long. Its product is annotated as lamin-C. Bases 182 to 2110 code for a protein of 642 amino acids. The transcript has 4 exons. NCBI's taxonomy places the organism in Eukaryota, Metazoa, Arthropoda, Insecta, Diptera, Drosophilidae. The record is from RefSeq and is a predicted model, not a curated record.